CCAGUCCGCCUGGCGCUGGCACUGGCAGGUGCUCCGUCUCUUCCAGAGAGAGAGAGAGAGAGAGAAAGGGAGUGAGGGAGAAAGAGAGAGAGAGAGAGUGUGUGAGAGAGCAAGUGGGUUAGAAAGACAGGGGGAGAUAGAGAGAGAGAGUGAGAAAGAGAGAGCGAGAGGAUGCGAAAGGAGAGACGGGGAGGGAAAGAAGGAAGGAAGGGAAGCGCUGGAGGAGAGAAAAGAGGAGAGAAAAGUGUGUGUAGGGCAUGAAACCAGGGUACCUCGGCGGCUCAGAGCGCGUCUAACGUCCGCGAGGCUCGGCUAUGAGCGGGUUACUGAAGGGGGCACUUUGAGAUAUGAUGAGCUUUCUCACUGGUGGCCAAUAGUACUAUGAUUUGGUAUGUGGCCACUUUGAUAGCAAGUGUAUUCAGCACCCGAGGAACGGCUGCUCAAGGUGCCCACGGAGUCAGAGAGGAGCCCCAGUUUGUGACAGCCCGUGCUGGGGAUACCGUGGUACUGGGAUGUGACGUGGCCCACCCGCUAAACGGCCAGCCCUACGUGGUGGAGUGGUUCAAGUACGGAGUGCCCAUCCCCUUCUUCAUCAACUUCCGCUUCUACCCUCCCCAUGUGGACCCGGAGUACGCCGGACGAGCCAGUCUGCAUGGAAAGUCAUCUCUACGGAUUGAGAGGGUGCGUUCGGACGACCAGGGCUGGUACGAGUGUAAGGUUCUGAUGCUGGAGCAGCAGUACGACACCUUCCACAAUGGCAGCUGGGUGCAUCUCACAGUGAAUGCUCCUCCCACCUUCACGGACACACCGCCACAGUACGUGGAGGCUAAGGAAGGGGGCAGCAUCACUCUGAGCUGCACGGCCUUCGGGAACCCCAAGCCCUCGGUCAGCUGGUUACGGGAGGGAGAGCCCUUACAGGACAGCGCCAAGUAUAAGGUGAGUGACGGCAGUCUGACUGUGUUAUCUAUCAGCCGGGAGGACAGAGGAGCGUACAUGUGCAGGGCGUACAGUGUGCAGGGAGAGGCCAUCCAUACCACACGCCUACUCGUCCAAGGACCUCCAUUUAUCGUGUCCCCUCCAGAGAACAUAACCGUAAACAUAUCCCAGGAUGCAUUCUUCACCUGCCAGGCCGAGGCGUAUCCUGGCAACCUGACGUACACCUGGUUCUGGGAGGAAGAUAACGUCUUCUUCAAGAAUGAUCUGAAGCGCAGAGUGAGCAUUCUGAUCGAUGGCUCCCUCAUCAUAGCCCAGGUGAAACCUGAGGAUGCUGGGAAAUACACCUGCAGUCCCAGUAACAGCCUUGGCCGGCCUCCUUCAGCAUCAGCAUACCUGAUAGUGCAAUACCCUGCCCGCGUGGUGAACAUGCCACCCGUCAUUUAUGUGGCCAUCGGACUGCCGGGGUUCAUCCGCUGCCCGGUGGAUGCCAACCCACCUGUCACUUCAGUGAAGUGGAGAAAAGACGGCCUGCCUCUGCGGAUAGAGAAGUACCCUGGCUGGAGCCAGAUGGAGGAUGGGAGUAUUCGAGUGGCUGAGGUGACGGAGGACUCACUCGGCACCUACACCUGCGUGCCUUACAAUGCCCUGGGUACCAUGGGACCGUCCUCUCCCGCCCCCCUGGUGCUAAAGGAUCCCCCUAAGUUUCUGGUGGUACCUGGAGGAGAGUACAGGCAGGAAGCAGGAAGAGAGCUGGUCAUCCCCUGUGAGGCAGAAGGAGACCCAUUCCCCAACAUUACCUGGAGAAAGGUAGGGAAGCCCAGCAGGGGCAAGCACAACGUCCUAUCGAGAGGCAGCUUACAGUUCAAAUCUCUCAGCAAGGAGGACCACGGGGAGUGGGAGUGUGUCGCCAGCAACGUCGCCACAAGCAUCACUGCCAGCACGCACCUCCUCGUAAUCGGCACAAGCCCUCACGCCCCAAAAAACGUCCGCGUUUUGGUCUCGACGACCUCGGCCAACGUGUCAUGGGAGCCCGGCUAUGACGGAGGUUUCGAGCAGACAUUCUCAGUCUGGGUGAAGAGGGAGCAGCUGGGUCCACAUGACUGGCUCUCCACGCCUGUGCCCAGCGGGCAGCACUGGCUGCUGGUACAGGGCCUGGAGCCCGAGACGGCCUACCAGUUCAGCGUCCUGGCCCAGAACAAGCUGGGGACAGGGCCCUUCAGCGAGGUCGUCACUGUGAACACUCUAGUAUUUCCUAUAAGUACCCCUGAACCACUGGUGCUGCUUACCCCACCACGGUGCCUCACAGCCAACCGGACACAACAGGGAGUCCUACUAACAUGGAUCCCUCCAGCCAAUCACACGUCGCCAAUUGAUCAUUACAUCAUGGAGUUUCGCCUCGGGGAGAGGUGGGAAGUCCUGGAUGAUGCAAUCCCUGCUGGAGAGACGGAGCUGUUGGCCAGAGAUCUUGUUCAGGAGGCAUGGUAUGAGUUCAGAGUUAUGGCAGUAAUGGAGGACCUCAUCAGUGAACCCAGUAAUUUAGUUGGGGUCUCCAGUACAGAGUUCUUCCCGCCGCCAGACAUGCCAGACGAGGGGCUGGCGCGGCCGGUGGUGGCGGGCAUUGUGGCCACCAUCUGCUUCCUGGCAGCAGCCAUCCUCUUCAGCACGCUGGCGGCCUGCUUCGUCAACAAGCAGCGGCGGCGCAAGCUCAAGAGGAGACGAGAUCCUCCGCUCUCGAUAACACACACCAGGAAAAGCGUGGAAACUCCGACUCCUCUGACCCCCCUGCCUGGCGUAGAGCCCUUCUGGGAGGGGACUAAUGGGAGCAGCUACAAGCCCCCACCUUCAAGCCCUAAGUCUUCUUCAGGAAAGAUGAGUCCAGAGAGUGUCCGGUCUAUUGGACCACCAUCCGAGUCCUCGGAGGACGGCUCACGAGCUAAGAAGUUUCCUCAGAGUCCUGCCAAGGAGAAAGAGCUGUCCUUAUACAAGAAGACCAAACGAGCAAUAAUUAGCAAGAAAUACAGUGUCUCUAAGCAUGAAGCUGAGGCUACCACACCUAUUGAGUUGAUAAGCCGCGGCCCGGACGGUCGCUUUGUCAUGGAUCCCACUGACAUGGAGACGCCUGUCAAGCCCAGGCGUAUCGAGGGCUUCCCUUUUGUGGAAGAGUCAGACCUCUACCCUGAAUUCCGGCAGUCGGACGAAGAGAACGAUGAUCCAGGACCCAUGCCUCCAAUGAUGGCCACUCUCAGACCCCAUCAAAUCUCUCCUAUCUCUUCCAGCCAGGAGUCUUACUUGCAGCCUCCAGCCUAUAGCCCUCGCUUCCAGAGGCCCUUGGAAGGUAUGACCAUCAUGGAGAGCAGCCGACUUCAGGCCACAGGGCAAAUCCGUGGUGCUCCUCAUUUUCGAGCCUUUUCCCAUGGCCAGUUCUACGGCUAUUUGGGCAGUCAUGUAGAACCUGAGCCUCCUCCUCCUUUCUACAUGCCCGAAACCAGCCCGCUUAGCUCGGUCAUGUCUUCACCCCCUUACCACAUCGAAGGGCCUUUUGGUCAUCCCACAAUACCGGAAGAGAUUGGCGAGGGAGAGAUUCAACACUAUGCAGUCUCUGGCUGCGCCCUUCCCUUGACGCACACAUCCCGUUCCCCGGACAUCUGGCAACGGCCUGAUUUUUCCUUUGCCACCAUCGAGGGUCCUCACUUCAUAUUCCCACCCCCUCACCCUUUGCAGUUUCACCGGGAACCUCCUCUUCCUCCUCCACUUGUUCUCCCUCCUAGUGCUCUCCCACCCGCUUCCAUCCACAUACCCUCCUACCCUGGUAUCCUGCAGCUGGAGGCCCCAAAAAGUCGGCCAGGCAAGUCUCCCAGCAAAGUCAAGCCUCAGGGCCUUCCAGCCAAGCGUUUACCUAUGCAAGAGGCACAGAGUCUAGGGCAGCUAAGACACACAAGCCACGGUUUGGGUGUGCCAGUAUUGCCUUACCCUGACCCAGCGUCUCACAUGGUUGGCCCUAGCUCAUUCGGAAGCCUGGAUACGCGCUGGUACGAGCUAACUCCCAGGCUCAGCCCCAGACAGCCCCGCAGGAUGGAACCCAGUAUGGUGGUUCUCCAGCCCUCCCGCCUCUCACCUCUUACUCAAAGCCCCAUUAGCUCUCACGAGGGCUCACCAGAGAUUGUAGUGCGUCCCAGGCCCCGUCCUAGCAUCCACCCACCCAUCCCUCCCGAGAUGGCUGAAAUUACCUUGCAGCCCCCCUCUUCUGUCGCCUUCUCGAGGAGGUCCUCGCCCUCUUCCUCUCCUGCUCAAGGCCAGGGCAGCCGAAGGGCAAGUCCUAGUUACCGCUCCCACAUGGCCUUUGCUUCCUCAGCAACAAGCUAUCCAUCCCAGUCCCCAUCACCCCCCAUGGAAAGCAGCAACCUUUUUGGGCAGAUGCCAAGCCAGAGGAGGACUGAGGAGGAGAUCCUUCCAUCAGAACCCUCUCCGCCCCAGUUAUCAGCUUCAGGAAAACGUCGAGGUAUGCCGAGUGGCCCUGCAGGGUCUGAGAGGAUAGAAGCACUGAGAUACCAACGAGUCAGAAAAGCCAAGAAGGUUGCUGUCAACAACAACAACUCGAAGACCAGACGGAAAAUAGUGAUUCCUAUCCCUUCACUGGAUGCAGGUGUGCCGCCCUCUCAGACCCAGCAGCCCCACACCUCUCAGGUCCUCCCGCCAGAAGAAGCUCUCUACCUCCGCAAGAAGAAGAGGAAGUUGACCAGACAGGACCCGUACACCCGCUUCUCCGCUCUGCUGUACCGCCGCCCGCCGCGAGAGGACCAGAAGGCCAUUUUGGCCAGCAUGGACACAGCGGACUCGGACCACGCCACUCUCCUGUGAGGGCCCACAGACCAGGCCGCACACUCUUCCCAAAGCCCACUGAGAUCCUGCACUGAGUUCAUCCGGGCACCUCGGCUCAGCCAGCCACGCUCCACGUCUACACCUCUACACCUCCACACCUCCGUCACCUCCUCCUCUCUUUUUUACUGUCCGAUUCUUUUCUUCUUUUCUCACCAAGACUCACCAAGACAUUUGUUUAUUUGUCAGUUGCUGGUUAGAUAAUUAGUUAGUUAGCAAGUAGUGUUCCAAGGUUUUGCUCCAAUGCAAGAUUACCUCAAAUAAAGAAUUGGUAGAUUAUUUUUUUUUUACACUUUUACUCCCCUCAGUAUUGGCUCCACCCCCUUCUUCUUCUUCUUCUCCUCCUCUUCUUCUUCUUCUUCCAAGGUCAGCGUAGUUUUUUUUUUUUUUUUUUUUUUUUCGGCUCAUGCGUAUAGUUUACAGCUUUCCGGGCUCCUCGUGACUUCUCACGACUCCUCACAUUCCUGCACCUGUUCCACCACCACCACUCUGCCAGUAGUUUCACUCUGUCUCAGUAGAACACAGGGUUCUCGAACGUAGACCAAAUAUACCUCAGAGUCACACGAGACUCAUCAGCUCAACACUGCUGUACAGACAAGCGUUCAGUACAAACCGUAACCUCCGGGCAAGUCCAAGCGUCAGGUUCAGAUUCAUUCGUUUUUCGAGAAGUGACAUACAUAUACAUGGCAUUUAGAGAGAUUUAGAGUCUCUGAUAGAGGAUUUACACUGAGAGUAUAAAGAAUAGAUACGUUUCAGGUCUCUUUAAGGCACCAUGACUGUUAUGCUCAUUAUGGAUGGUAUUAUUACAUACGCUAAAAGUAUGUAGUAAUAAUAAGCAUUGUGUGUGCAUGUGUGUGUGUUUAUUUAUUUGUUUGUAUGUAUGUAUGUAUGUAUGUGCAUGUACAUAUAUGUGUGUGCCGUGCUAAGCUAAGCUGUUCUGUUAGUCUUUUUAUGUUUAUGUACUUUUAUGUUUUUUUUCUUAAUUUACACAGGGAGCGUAGGAUCCUUCAUUGCUCCUCCAGACACAUGGAAUGAUCAGUAUUUCCAUUCUGGCAGAGGAAGGGGCCUCACUUUUUCAAAGCACAACAGAUUCACGCCUUUUUUUCUCUUCUUCUUCUUCUUUUUUUCCGCUGAAGUAGAGCAGUAGGUAGGGAAAGACGAGAAGUGAAGAGAUGAUGAUGAUGAUGAUGAUGAUGAUGGGGGAGGGUCUGUAUUGCUGUCGCUGAAGCACUAAUGAAGAAAUUAUACAAUAAUACUGUAAAGGGAUCAAAAGGUUUACCCAGAGAUGCACACAGACUAAUUUCCACAGAAACCAGAAAGCUGCUAUGGCCAUGAAUGUGCAUUAUUCUGAAUAUACUCAUCGUUUUCGCUCAUUUUCUUGUUUCAAUUUCUGUCUGCAUUGGAGCAAAAUCUUGGUAAUCACUGUGAUUGAUGUGAUGUUUUGAGUUGAUGCUAGUUGAUGCUGGUUUUUGUUUUUGUGAGCUCCGAUUCCAACCAUGCUAUAGAAAUGCCAAAAAAAAAUUAUAUAAGAAUACUACAGCUUUCUUAAUCAAUAAACCUAUUAAGUGUACUGUACUGUGAGGAGGAUAGGAUUUUGUGCCAUAUUAUACUGUAGUAUUUCUUUUCCAUCUAUAUGAGAUCUGUAUGAGAUCUAUAUGUGAGAUUUAUAUGUGAGAUCUAUGAGAUACUCCCUUUAUCCCUAUUCUAUCCAAAAAAACAGGCAUGUUUAGGCCUUAAUAGGGCUCCUGAAUGCUUGCCUCCAUUUUUAUUUUUAUUUUUUUUUACCAUAAUUUUCCUCACGUUCGUUUAUAAUCAAGUUUUGAAUCAAACAGACGUAAACCGACUGCCUUCGUGGGCCAUUUUUGUAGCCUUUUGUUUUUUUUUGUGUGUGUGGUUUAACUUGGCUGCGAGUGGAAGCAGCACCCCAGCGCCGGUCUGUCUCCUCUGGAAAGACCUUAGAGGGAAACGCCUGCGAGAUGACAAAGGCUUUCCCGUGUGGCCAAAGUUUUUUAUUGUGUAUCUGUCUAUCUAUCUAUCUAUCUAUCAUCCAAGGGUGCUUCUUUUCUACCGGUUAAUAUGUAUUCUCACUGUCAGGACAGACAGACAUAUCUGGGCUCAUAUGUACAUUCACUUUUAGUGGCCAAUGUGUUUUAACAUGAAGGAGCAUGUUGUUGGUGCUGGUGCUGAUGCUGAUGCUGAUGCUGGUGCUGAUGCUAUUGCUGGUGCUGGUAAAAAAUGAUAACGGUGCUCCACUUGUGGGCUUGCUUGUUGUUUUUUCAGAUUAGUUUUGGUAGUUUUUCCCGGUCAUGGAAAAGCUCAGAAGGGUGUACUGUAUGUACUGUAGCUUGGCUGAACAGUUUGCUGCUACUUCUUCUGUCACCCUAACAGAACUCAGAACAGAAAUUAAGAUAGAGCAAAGAUUAAAGAUAGGAUUAAGAAGAUUUUUGGUUGGUUCAAACGCGAGUCAAUGGCGUUCACUGUUCACGAUCAUGAUUAAGCCCCUCCCAUUGGCCAAUCCAGGCGUUUAGUUCUUUUUAAACAGCCUGUUUCAGGUGCUAUCCAACUUCGGGAGUCUUCAGACGAGACUGUAAUCACUUGAUGUUGCUUAAGUUCAACUGAGUUGAUCUUCCAGCGGACGUGGCCACUGCUCGUCACUCUAACACCACAGUAUUCGAUGUUUAGGAGUAUGACAUCAUCCACGUACGUUUUUCGGAUCAACUCUUCUGAUGUCUACCGUGGCAUCUUGAUAGCAUCACGUGUAUUUUUCUGUUUUUAUGGAUUUCCGUAUUCAUACUUGACUUGACACCUGGGUGCUGAAUGUGAUCACCAACUUGCAUUUACGUUUUCAGCAUUUUACGUUGAGAACAUGUGGAUGUUAACACUAGAGCUGGCUUGUACCUCAGACUGAGCUGAAGUAGGGAGAGCGCCUGCUGGAAACUGCCUGCCGAUGCAGUUCCCUUUUAGUCCUUUCUGUUGUGAUUGCACUUUGUUAAAAACAGGACGUCCUUUGAUGUAUUCUCUGCUUAAUCGAGACCAGCGCACUAGAAUAAAGAAGAAGUGUCCACGUGUAGACAUUAUGACGAUAAAGACGAAAAAUUCACUUUGCCUUGGUCAGGGGGGGGUUUUGAUUGUCUAUUAGUUCAACACCAUUUUCCAUUUAAGCUUAUAGAUCUAGAUGUACUGUACUAAGCUAAACACAAUUUUAUUUUUAAGUUGGCACAAAGUUUUGCUACCUUUUUAUGUUGUGUGAACUGUUUUCAGUAUCUUUUUUUUUUUGUAUUUUUUCAGUUCUGUUUUUUUUUUAACAUCUGUAAUUGCUGUUCCAUUUAUAAUAAAGAAAAGAUAAAACAUGUCUAAUUAGAAAGGAGUUACUCCUCCAGUUAUAGGGAGCUGAGUUAGGAACGCCACCACGAUGCAAGUGGCAACACAAGUUUAGAUAGAGACGUUCAGUAUAGGUCACGUAGUUCAGUUUGAAGAUGUGCUCAUCAAGUAUUUACAAUACAUUUAUCUGGGCAAUUCUUUGUCAAAUAUGGUGCUUUGUAAAAGAUAUAGAACUAUUUAAUUACCUAAAUGAAAGAAAAAAAAAUAUAUAUAUAUAUAAAUACAAAUAUAUUGUUUUUUUUGUUGUUAUUUUCAAAAGAGUAAUAUCAAGAGGAAUAUCCAAAAUACUAGGAAUGUACUGUACUAUGUCAAAAGACUGUAUAUAAUAUAGCAUAUAUUGCACAAUGUAUGAUAAAAUUUUAGUAAUUUUGAAUAAAUUGGACAAUAUAUGCACGCAACUGAAUAUAUUCAUGAAACAUA
Molecule: messenger RNA, 8613 nt
Organism: Astyanax mexicanus (Mexican tetra)
Lineage: Eukaryota; Metazoa; Chordata; Actinopteri; Characiformes; Acestrorhamphidae
Gene: igsf9bb
Product: immunoglobulin superfamily, member 9Bb
Exons: 21
Coding region: 382-4794 (1470 amino acids)
Biological process (GO): cell-cell adhesion
Molecular function (GO): protein binding
Source: RefSeq, a predicted model, not a curated record